Molecule: messenger RNA, 2835 nt
Organism: Lithohypha guttulata
Lineage: Eukaryota; Fungi; Ascomycota; Eurotiomycetes; Chaetothyriales; Trichomeriaceae
Exons: 2
Coding region: 1-2835 (944 amino acids)
Biological process (GO): intracellular calcium ion homeostasis; calcium ion transmembrane transport
Cellular component (GO): membrane
Molecular function (GO): calcium ion binding; calcium channel activity
Source: RefSeq, a predicted model, not a curated record
AUGGCUACGCCUAACAAUGAGAAAGAGCGACCUGAAGUCGGGCCAAAAAGAAGAUCGAGCGACGAGGAACAGACAGUAUUUGGCUCUGGCGAAGCCCUUCGCCAGGAAGGCUCGCUCCCGGCUCAAGAGCUACAUGAAAGGCUCAGAUUUGAAAAGCAGAAGGAUGAGGGAGCUAAUUACCUCGAACGCUUCGACUCCCACGACCACGAUCACAAUCCGAGUGCCUCGCGUGUCAGGGAAGAAAUAACAAAAUUGGACGACGAGAUUGCUUUAGAAAAAGCAGAGAAGAUCGUUUCACAGCAGAUGGGUCAAGGUGAAGAGAUCGAGGCUCAUUUACACCGCUCCAGGCCUAGGAAGCUUGAGCCCGUGGAUGAUUUCGAUGCUGCAACAAAUCCUGUACACGAGGGCACGAAAGUAUACAAACCUCCGGAAAGACCGACCACCAAAAUUGCUGAAUUCUUCAAAUAUAUCCAUGGUUCAAGUUUUAUUGCUGCUGCUGUCGGAGAUGUUGAGCUUCUCUGGUUUGGUGUUUGGUUGGAAACUAUCUGGCUAACGUUAUGGGCUGGUCGAUUGCUGGCUAAAUGCAUUCCUUAUCCAUUAGGACUCAUCUCAAGUCUGUUCACCAACAAUGCAAAGAAGUGGCGAGACAUGGGCAAGGCUUUGGAAGUACCAGCUACUCUCUUCUUCUGGUGGCUAGGUGUUCUUGUUUCUUUCCUACCAACCAUGAAGAACCACCACACCAAUGGCGACAAGAGUACGAGGCCAUGGGAGACGUCACUCAACAAGGUGAUCGUUGCAGUAUUCGUUGGCAUGACCUGUAAUUUCCUCGAGAAGAUCAUCAUCCAGCUCAUUGCCAUUUCGUUCCAUCUUCGAACCUACGCCGAUCGAAUUGAUAUCAACAAGUUUCAAAUUGGGAGUUUGACAAAGCUAUAUGUCUACUCAAAGGCUCAGAUCGCUAUGGAAGACGCGGAAUUUGAGGAAAAAGCACCACCCUCUGGCACAAUGACUCCUGGUGUCAUGGCCGGUCAAGCCAGAGAUGCUAUCAAUAAAGCCGUGGCUAAAGUGGGCGAUGUUGCUGGUACAGUUGCUGGCGAUUUCACUGGUAAGAAGGUUACCAAGAGUGGCCAUCCUUCGCAGGUCGUCCUGACUUUAUUGAACACGACAGCUGGCUCGCAGAUAUUGGCCCGACGUUUGUAUCGCACAUUUGUGCGGGACGAUUUUGAGACUGUCUUUAGUGGAGAUCUCAAACCUGCCUUCGACAACGAUGACGAAGCUGAUGCUGCAUUCAGCAUGUUUGAUAAGGACAUGAAUGGUGACAUAUCGAUGGAAGAGUUGGAAGCGGUCUGUGUGGAGAUUGGAAGAGAACGCAAAGCCAUUACUGCUUCGCUCAAAGACCUCGACAGCGUUGUCAGUAAACUCGACGAUGUGUUCCUCUUCAUCGUGGUCGUCAUCUUCAUCCUGGUCCUGAUCUCGCUCCUGUCAACUUCCGCUGCUGGCGCGCUCACCUCCGCAGGAUCAACUGUCUUGGCCCUUUCUUGGCUGUUCGCUGCCACUGCGCAGGAAUUUUUGCAAUCUAUCAUCUUCGUCUUUGUCAAGCAUCCUUUCGAUGUGGGCGACAGAAUCUCUAUCUAUGGUAAUACGGGGUCUCAACUGAAAGGAGAUGACUAUUUCGUAAAAGAGAUCGCUCUUCUGUAUACCGAAUUCAAGAAGAUGGAAGGACAGAUCGUCCAGGCGCCUAAUUCCUACCUCAACACGCUCUUUAUCCUGAACAUGCGCAGAUCUGGAGGUCUUGCCGAAGCUGUUCCUAUCGUUAUCCGUUUCGGUACGACGAUAGAGCAGAUCGAUGCAUUGAGACAAGCUCUUACUGAGUUCGUUCUAUCUGAAAAGAGGGAAUAUCAGGGAAAGAUUUUGACUGAGCUUCGGGAAGUCACCGAGGCCUAUUCCCUGACACUCAACGUUGUCUUCUUCUACAAGUCCAAUUGGCAGAACGAGUUGUUGCGUCUUCAGCGCCGAAACAAGUUUAUCUGUGCUUUGAUGAUGGCCAUGCAGAGUAUCGGCAUCGAAGGUCCGCGUCGCAACAACGCCGGUUGGCGUAAUGAUAUUCCGAUGUUCCUGCAAGGUUACGGUGCACCUCCGCCAAACUACACCACGACGAAUACUGAUGGUGGUAACCCUGCUCAAGCGACUGAAGCUCCUGGCAUCUCGCAGCCUCUCUCCCACAAUUCUAUUCUUAAGCACUCAGCAACCACUGGUCGACCUCGUGGUUCAUCCAUAACUCACAUGGCAAAACAUGUCGAUUUCUCUUUGGGCAUGAAGAACAUGUCAACCGCAGAGUUCAUGGGCGAAGAUGAUGACUAUAGAUCCCCGUCACGCUUUCGAGAGAUCAUCCGCGAGGCCAAUGAAGGGAACGACGAAAGGAGACGGAAGGAGCAUGAAAAGGACAUAGCUGUAGCACGUACUUCGUCACGUGAGCUACCAAGAGUCUCGAACGAUAGCAACCCACAAAUGUCUGGUGGCAUAUUUCGACGCAGCACAACCCUUUCGACACGGCCUCGAGGAGAUAGCAUUAGCAGCCAAAUCACACACCGCAACCGGUUCCUCAGCCGACUAGGACAUGCCGGGCGAAGUAUAGAGGUGCCAAGAGACUCACUUGCUGAGGAAGGUCAUGCCGGACCAGCUACACUCGAUCCACGAAGUGGCAAAGUCUCAAACCAGGCAGUACGACUCGAUUCCAGGACGUCCGCAGAACUGAGCCAAGCCUUCCCUCCCGCGUCUGUCGAGCCGACCAUCAGUCGAGAUUUUGAACUGAGACGGUUGGAGAGCAAGAAACAGUGA